UCGGACUCUUCGUGCCCCCAAAAACACUUCAUUCUUUGCAAUCAUGGAACCAAUGGAGAGAAAAAGUAACCCUCAUCAAGAUCGACAUAGCGGCACCACCAACGGUGUGGGUCUUCCUCGCGAUCUGAUCAUCGACAUACUCUCUCGCCUCCCCGCGAAAUUCAUCUGCCAAUUUAGGUGUGUCUCCAAACCCUGGCUCUCUAUUCUCUCUCCUCCCGACUCUCUUCUCCAAAAUUUACAUCGCAAUCGCUCCAAUUCAACCCCACUCUUGAUGUUCUCCGAGAAUUCAUACCCCCAUAUCUGCCUAUCUUCCUUCGACACUCAGGGUCAGUUACGGAACCAGUUCACGAAGCAUAUAAGCAGUCCCGUGUUGAAAUGGCGUUUUUGUCAAGGUUUGAUGUGUUUCAUAUGUGAGGAUCAUGUUUAUGUUUGCAAUCCGAGCACCCAAGUAUUUUUACAAGUUCCAUAUUCCAUUAAGCUUCGUGUUCUUUAUAAUUUUGCUCUUGGGUAUUUGCCCUCCACUAAUGAAUAUAAGAUUGUUCAUUGGUUUGUGGAAACUGAUAGCAAUGGUGUCUACCAGAUUGUGUGUCAAAUUUUUACUUUAAAAGAAGGAGGAUCAAAUGCUCAAGGUUCUUGGAGAGUUAUCGGAAAUUCCCCUCAUUUUAUCAUUGAUAGUAGAUUCCCAAUCUGCUUGAAUGGAUCAAUUUAUUGGUUUGGAGAUGAACACAGAAAUAGUGGAGACCCUAUGAACAUCUAUGCUUUCGAUUUGGCUACAGAAGAAUAUGAAACCGUUUUGUGUCCCCGUGCUUAUUCAGGCCCUUUCGAUACCUGUGUUCGCCUGCUAUCAAUUAAAGGGACGCUAUGUUUAGUGGACUUCAAGCAAUGCAGAUCACACGUUGAUAUUUGGAUGAUGAAAGACCAAAGUAAUCAAAUUUGGGUCAAGGAGUACAGCUUUGAUAUGUUCACCAAAUAUAGAUCUAUUAGAAAUAUUCAUUACAUUCCUUCAGGGGAUGGUCGUGAUGAGGAAAUACUGAUUGGGCAACGGAAAGAAGGGCUCCUCCUCUACAACAUUAAGACAAGGAGCAUCAGAAAAAUGGGAAAAUUUAGCAAUGAAAAUACUGGGAUCGAGAUUGAUAUGGGGAGAUACCUUUGGCCACAUCUCUACUUUGACAGCUUAGAUUCCCUGGUUGCUAGAUAAAUUUCUUUGCCUUGAAACGUCCACGUUUGAAAAUGUUGAUGUUAAACAGGCAUGUGUGAUUAGAAAGCAGCAUUAAUAAACUUUGUGGCCUGCUUGGUGCAGGCAGGCUGUUACAUCCUGUGCCCUUAGCAGGAACGUUAAUCUUCGUAUGUUGUUGCUGUUUUUGGUAACGAAAAGGUCCUAGUUUUUAUGACCAUUGUUCCGGCUUCUACCGACAGAUGUUCAAAUCUUUAUUUUCAAUUGUGAAGCUGAAUUAGACUUUUAGGAUAUUGUUGUUUUCAUGUCAUGAUCGAGUGAUAUUGAGCGAGGCUGGCCAUGGAUUGAACUGAUAAUUGAUUGAAGGGUAGUCUGGUAAUUUA
Messenger RNA from Ilex paraguariensis (yerba mate), 1557 nucleotides. NCBI's taxonomy places the organism in Eukaryota, Viridiplantae, Streptophyta, Magnoliopsida, Aquifoliales, Aquifoliaceae. The record is from the annotation of a GenBank genome assembly.